Procambarus clarkii (red swamp crayfish) is the source of this 4966-nucleotide messenger RNA. RefSeq lists its product as uncharacterized. Gene Ontology annotation, molecular function: protein binding; RNA polymerase II transcription regulatory region sequence-specific DNA binding; DNA-binding transcription factor activity, RNA polymerase II-specific. Gene Ontology annotation, cellular component: nucleus. The record is from RefSeq and is a predicted model, not a curated record. Lineage: Eukaryota; Metazoa; Arthropoda; Malacostraca; Decapoda; Cambaridae. Gene Ontology annotation, biological process: regulation of transcription by RNA polymerase II.
AGUCAGUGGUGGUGUUGGCAGCAAGAAGAUGUUAGCGAAGUUAGCGGUGGUGAUGGCAACAUGUGAAGUACAGUAUAGGGUAAUCAGUGUUGGUGAUGGCAGGAAGAAGACGUUAGCGAAGGUAGCGGGGGUGAUGGCAGCGUGUGAAGUGUAGGCUAGUCAGUGGUGGUGAUGGCAGCAAGAAAACGUUAGCAAAGUUAGCGUUGAUGAUGGCAGCAGGCGGUGGCAAGAGCGGGUCAGCUGUGAUGGUAAACAAAGCUCCAGUCAGCUGGUGUGGGCGUCCGGCCUGAUCUUUCUGCUUACCACAAAAGCACUCAGCUGGGCAGCCAGCUGCACAAAUAGCUUCAGUCACAUUCCUCCUAUAUCAUAGCAGCCAGUUCUCACCAUCUGACAAGCGCCGUAUGUGAAAUGGUUUUGCCUUACUAGAAGCGUUCGCAAUUAAGCAACACGCCUAACCUGUCGAGGCUAAUGCUCAUUAGUGCCAGGAAGCGUCAGUAUUGCAGUGUACCCGAAUUUUGAUGGUGGUCGAUUGCGUCACAAUUGCAUAAGUCAGUCGUGGCGAGGAACUGUUUUAGCCAACAUGCCUUCAGAUAUCAUAACAUUGAAGGGGUUUCUUUCAGUGAUUGGAAGUGCAGUACUGUCAAAAUGCAGUAGAUACAGUAUGCAAUAAUUCGGUGCCAAGGUUCAAGAUGAAUACAUGUGAAAGUGACCGCCUCUCGUGGACAGGCCAUAGCCUCGUGCUGGCAAAUAGCUUGUAUCAUUUGUAUGCACAGUCGAGCCUGCUGGAUGUGAGGCUUGUGUGUGACGAGGCACACAUUUAUGCACAUAAGGCUGUCUUAGCUGCUGGAAGCCGGUUCUUUCUGGAGCGCUUGCAGUCACUGGGAUCAGGAAUGGUUGAGCUACAAAUGUCCACUGCAAACCUUGGCCUGCUUAUUUCUCCAAGUGAUUUGCGGGCAGUGGUAGAGUAUAUGUACUGCGGGGAGCUCUUGGUUCCUCACCACCGUUUGCCACAUGUUUUGGCCCUAGUACGAUCUCUCCAAGUUUUUGGGUUCCAGACUGAUGCAGGAGGAUAUAUUACGGGAGCAGAGCCCCAAUAUAUAGCACACACUGAGAUGAAUUAUGCCUCUUUAGAUGUCCCAGGUGUAAUGGAAAUACCCAUAGAUAGUUCACACAUGCAGUUAGAAAGAACUGAAGAUAGUAGCAGUGGUCUUGGUGACAACACAUCCCUUCCACUAAUAACCAUUAAACCCCUUGAACAAAGCAUACUUCAGGAUCCUCCUAAAUAUUCUGAGCCACUUAAAAUAGAUACCAAUAUUAGUACACUGUGUUCUUCAAAUAAUAUGUCAUUUAGUGAAUUAUGCACUGCACAAGGAACGGAUGGAGAUGCAUUUGCUAUUCAAUGUAAUCAGAUGAAGAAUAAUGUUCCUUCAAUAUUUGAAAGCUCGGUGUUAGAAGAAACUAUUUCAGUUUUAAAGAAUAGACCUCCAGAGUGUGGAGAGGUGUACAGCAAACCUAACAGUGAUGUUGUGUACACACGAACUGUUCUCAAUUAUAGGGGGGAACCUGAUGUUAUUAUUGAAGGUGGAAAAACAAUGAAUACACAAUUAGAUGAUCUUGAUAAAGAGGAGUGUAAUGCUCGGCUUGACCCUCGACAGUCCAAUACCUGCGUCCUUGAAGGAGAUACGGAUGAUGCCUACAACACUGUCAUGUUAUUGGAAGCUCUGGCAGCAGAAGCCCCCAGCCCAUCAGUGGUAGAUGUGGAUAGCAUUCUCUUGACCGAUGAAGCAAAAAUGGCCAUUAGUCCCAGGUGGCUGCGAUCUCGGAGGUCCCUGAGGGCAACUGCAGAUUCUCGAGUUAGAUUAAAAGUGAAGGACAGCAUUGGUGGUGUCUCGCUGCAGGACACAUCUCAGAGACUGUCGGCAGUUUCCUCAUCUCUUCCCUCAGUCAGCCCAGAAGAUGACGCAACCAUCAGGGACAACAAGGAGAAUUGGAUGAUGGUCUUACCUGAUACUCGUACAUCUGUGAUUCCCCAUAUACCCAGUGCCAAUACACUUUACUCACAAGCAUCUAUUGCUGACACUUCCUUAUUGCCUCAGAUUUCAAAUGAAGAUCCUGUACAUGUACAGACGUCUCUGGCUAACUCUUCCUUUUUAAACCGGGCCAUAGCAUCUAAUACAGGUCCACUUAUACCCUCCCCGAUGCCUAUGGCCACUUCUCUUUUAGCACAAUCAUCUUGUGCAAAUGGUAUAUCUAUGUUUACGCACCCCACAGCCUCCAACAGUAAUCCAUUAUUAGUGCAACCUUCUCUUUCUAAUCCAAAUCCGUUGCUUACACAAUCAAAUAUCUCUUUCACUCCAUUUCUUCAGCCCUCUGUUUUGUCAGCAGCUGUUGUAAAUCAAUCUGAUUUCUCACAUAUUCACCAUACUCUGUCUACUCUUCCUAUACAAGCUGUCUCUGCUCAGUCUAUAGAUUCUGAAACUACUACUGCUUAUACUUCAAAUAUUUCUUAUUCCCAGUCUACCAGCCCAGUUUUUCCAGAGUCGUCUUCCUCUCCAUCACAUAUCUUGACUCAAACAUCCUCUGUUCCCACUCAUAUACAAUCUCCAGUGUCCACUUCAUCCCCUCUAAGUGAGUCUUCUGUCUCAAUCUUGACCCCUGUUACCCAAUCAGAUAGAUCUAUUACCCCCUCUACUCUAUCACAUUCAUCAGUAAGCUUGGUUUCCCAACUCAUGCAGUCAACUGGAUCUUCUGUUUCCAGCUCCAGUAUUUCAGAUUCAUUUGCUCUACAGUCUUCCAUUUCCAACAGCAUUCUUAGCCAGUCAUCCACAUCCACUCCAGCAUUGUCAGUAGCCUCACCUCCCACAGCUUCUUUACUCUCACAGUCAUCUUCCAACCCACAGGUAAUAGAGUCUUUUAAUACUUCAACUCCUUCCUAUCCUGCAGUUGUAUCAUCUCCAGUUGCCUGCCUAUCUGGUGUGACAAAUGUCAACUGUUCCUUAACAGAUACAACUUUCCCACUUGCCUCCUCCUCCUCUUCAUUUGCAAGUUCUUCACCAGUUGUAUCUUGGCCUAAUUCACUCUAUUUAUCCCACACAACAACCUCUUUAACAGACUCACCAAUUGUUUCUCUUUCUCCUUCAUCAAGAUCUUGCAGAAACACAAACACAGUAAUAUCAACUACUACACCUUUGGCACUAGAUGGCACUCUGCCUGUGACCUCAAGAGCUACCUCAAGUCCAUCUCUUAAUAUUCCUCGCUCUGUAGGCACUGUAAAUAAAACAAAAUGCCUUGCCACCACCCUUACUACUUCCACCACUACUAGUACCACUGCGUUCUCUUCAAAUGAUGGCAAAUUUACUACAAGUCCUUCAAGCACUGCUCCAACAAGUCCCUGUUUAGUGUCCGAGGAUGGUGAUGGCAGCAGCGAGGAAGAGGAUGCCCACCAGUGUUCACAGUGCCCUAGAGCAUUUAAGAAUUUAGAUAAACUUACUCUUCAUCUGUGGAAUGAACAUGAAAUUGGUACUUUAGCUAAAUGUCAGCUGUGUGAAUACAGCAGUCCUCUACACAGCUCCUUGGUGGAACAUGCAACUUCUCAUAUCACCAAAGACUGUAAUACAUGCGCUGUGUGCAACAAAAAGUUCAAGACUCGUUCCACAAUGAAAAUCCAUCUACGCGUGCAUCGUGGAGAGGAGGUCAUGUACAAGUGUGAAUCCUGCCCUGUGAUGUACAGCCAGAAAUUCAACCUGACCAAACACUUGGCAUCAAAACACCAACGUGAUGCAAAUGGUCGGCCUCUUACACAAUCACUCUCGUGCCCUUAUUGUGCCUUCACUACCCUUGCUGAUUACAAGCUUAAGGCACAUAUUGUGCGCCGUCAUACUGUGGACAAGCCUUUCAAGUGUAAUGAAUGUUCAUAUGCAGCAACAGAAAAGACAGCCCUGGCUAAACAUAUAAGGACGCACACUAGAGAACGGCCAUAUAUUUGUGAAACUUGUGGAUUCCAUGCGCUAACCCUAAGUAGUCUUGGGCGUCAUCGUCGAAGUCACACUGGAGAGAAGCCAUUCGAAUGUGAACAGUGUGGUCAACAAUAUGCUGAUAGUAAACGUUUGCGUGAUCAUAUGUAUAAACACAACAAUGUUAAACCAUACAUGUGUCACAUGUGUGGUUACACGUGCAGACGGAAAGACAAUCUGCAGACUCAUCUUCACAAUAUCCACAAGAUAGAAGACCAUAAAGGUAAUGACGCUGCAAGAUCACAUGCCCCUGCACUACCUCGAUCUGGCAAAGCCAAAAGGGUGAAAGCAGGAUCAUCUGUGGAAUCAACUUGUGAUCCACUCAGAAUCACACCAGAGGUGAUUGAUCAGACCUCUAACCAUGGUACCUGCUUAGAUGAUGUCAAAGUCAAAAUGGGACCUGAAGUAUCUAAAUUACAGGUAUGGUCAGAACACAGCUAUGACAACCGUAACCCGACGCAGAAUAGUGAUGGUGGAUCUGUGAUGCUUGGCAGUACUGCAGCAGUUGUAGGAUGUGGUGAAUUAGAUCCUGGAGGAAGAGAACUGAUGGUAUCUCACACAUCUUUUACAACUACACUUGCUGCACCAACACUUCAGAGUCCUGGGUGUAUGGCCAUUGGUGGAACUGGACCAGCAUUACAGCUUGGAUACCUGCUACCCAUGACUGCCCCAACAGAUCCCACCAUAGCCUUGACCUCCUCUACUGAUGGAGUGAUAUUGGUUAGUCAGCCGCAAGUCCCUCACACAUCAAAGCCAUUUCUCUGAACUUCGCAGAAAUCUAAAUGUCAAAAUUAAUAUUUUAGUUAUAUUUUGUAUGGAGUAACAUGCCUUUAAAGCUGAAAGAAAUUAUUUAAAAAUCACAAUAUAGCAAUUAUCUCAUGAACGCCGACCUUCAGCAUAUACAAAAACAAGCCAAAGAUUUUUGUACAGUAUUUAGAUAAACUGAAAUUCUA